Molecule: messenger RNA, 7239 nt
Organism: Lacerta agilis (Sand lizard)
Lineage: Eukaryota; Metazoa; Chordata; Lepidosauria; Squamata; Lacertidae
Gene: ZBTB38
Product: zinc finger and BTB domain containing 38
Exons: 3
Coding region: 651-4238 (1195 amino acids)
Biological process (GO): regulation of transcription by RNA polymerase II
Cellular component (GO): nucleus
Molecular function (GO): protein binding; RNA polymerase II cis-regulatory region sequence-specific DNA binding; DNA-binding transcription factor activity, RNA polymerase II-specific
Source: RefSeq, a predicted model, not a curated record
UUUUUUUAAGCGAACUCUGCUUCCAGGUGGGGUCAGUCUUAUUCCUCUUGCCUUUACUGCUAUUUAAAUAAUGGAUGCUGUAUUGUUAAUUAAUGGCAAUAUCAAAUUUAAAGCCCUUGGAAGUGACAUAUUUAUUAUGCAGGCACGUCCAAUCUAUUUUUAACUCUUACGCAGUCUUCAUGUGUUGUGCAGUGGGCUUUGGCUGCUGAGUUUUUCCUUUUCAACAGGGAUAGCACUAGGCUGAUUUUCAACAAAUGUGACAAGUGGCCUUUGCAGUGGUCAGCUUUGAACCCUCAAAAGGGAAGGGGGGUGAGCAGGAAGCCCUUUGCUGCAGCUUAUUUAAAAAAAAAACCCACCACCCACCACCUUGGAUGAGGGCAUCUCUUCCCUCCCUGACAGACGCACACAAUUCUGUCCUUCCCAUUGAUAAGUUCGGCUAUCUUGAUCGCAGUCCAUUCAAGCAAGCUGCUUUUUGAAAAGAGCUAUUUAUUUUAUUUUUUUGAGACGUCUAAGAUUUCAGCGUCUCUCCCUCACUUUGUAUACAAAUGGCUGGGUGCAAUGCCGUGCUAAGACUUCAUUAAGACAUAUACACAGAUUUCUUCUUCAGGCUCCAGCCCUAGGGUUGCCGGCUGUUUCGGAUACAGUUGUUGAUGACCAUCAUGUCCCACUUAAAGGAUCUCAAAGACAACUUCCACAGUGACACAGUCCUGUCCAUCCUAAAUGAACAACGCAAUCGGGGUGUUUUAUGUGAUGUUACUAUAAUUGUGGAAGACACCAAAUUUAAAGCCCACAGCAACGUCCUGGCUGCUUCGAGCCUUUAUUUCAAAAAUAUAUUUUUGAGUCGUGCUGCAUAUAUUUCUGGACAUGUACUAGAGCUAAAUGACCUCAAGGCUGAAGUGUUCACAGAAAUACUCAAUUAUAUCUACAGUUCCACUGUAGUUGUUAAAAAGCAGGAGACUGUCCUAGACCUUGCAGCUGCAGGGAAAAAACUGGGAAUAUCCUUUCUAGAAGAACUUAUGGAAAAGGGGCCUUCAAAUUCUCCUUGCCCAUACUCAUUUUGCAAUAGUGAAAAGGGUGAAGUAAAAGAAGAAAAAAGACAAGACGAUUCAGCUAUCACAAACGGACCAAGAAUCACAAAUGCAUACUCAAUUUUUGAGACAGAAAAUAGUAAUAAUUUGUUUUCUCCUCUUGAUUUGAGAGCAAGUUUUAAAAAAAUUCCAGAAGCAAAUAAAGCACCCAGCACUGGUCAGGAUAGGAAUGGGGCUUGCAAAGAUGUGGAGCCAGCCAGCACAUUAGCGGAACAUUCCUAUGCUGUUACGACAGGUUUUGAUUCUUUUCAACGAAAUUCCUUUUAUAACAAUGAAAAUAGCGCAGCUUGUAAAAUGGGUGAAGAAGAACCUGAAGCUGUCCAGUCAAUGCCUCUGGCUGAAUCCGUAAUUCAAACGUAUAGUAUGCCAAAGGCUGCUUAUAACUCCCAUGACAGUGAAGUACCUGCAGCAAAGGGAUCAAACCACAAAGGAACCAGUGCGGAAGGUCACCACAAAGCAGUAAAUGAUCACACAAUUUCUUUUGAUAAAUCCCACCCAAAUGCUGUCCUCCCUUCGAAGGAAGAUGAAAAUAAAUCAGAUCAAAUUUCUGGAUCAGUAGUCAGUGUCAUUCCACAUGUCUAUAACUGCUGUACCAAACCACUUAAUGAUGGGACUCAGUUCUCCACUCAUCUUCAACUUCACCCACAGCCCCAAGAACCUUUAGUCUGCAGGUACUGCAGCAAACAAUUUGAAAGUGCUACUGGACUAGAGACACAUGAGCAAGUAUGCAGGGAAUUGGGCAGCUUGUGUGCUCCAAGUGAAAAUGAGCAGAGUUGUUUAGAUAAUUUUGCAACUUCUAAUGGGAAAACUGGCACCUCAUAUGUGAACCUGGAGCCUGCAAUGACAGAAAAUAAUCUUCCUGAUUAUUCGGUCACAAACUCCGCAAUGCCAGAAACAGACCACUUUGUUAAUGUCGUUGAUGGACAAAUACUUUAUACUUGCAAUGUCUGCAAACGGACCUAUGUCACCUUGUCUAGCCUCCGAAGACAUUCAAAUGUUCAUUCAUGGAGGAGAACUUACCCUUGCCAUUAUUGCAACAAAGUAUUUGCACUGGCAGAAUACCGUACCAGACACGAAAUCUGGCACACAGGAGAAAGGCGAUACCAGUGUAUCUUCUGCCUUGAGACCUUUAUGACGUAUUACAUACUCAAAAACCACCAGAAAUCUUUCCAUGCAAUUGACCAUCGGCUUGGAGUUAAUAAGAAAACGGCUAAUGGCGGCUUGAAGCCAAGUGUAUAUCCUUACAAACUUUAUAGGCUUUUGCCUAUGAAAUGCAAAAGAGCGCCGUAUAAAAGUUAUGGAAACUCACCAUAUGAAAGUGUGCAGGCAAAUGUCCAAGUUAAUGAAGUACCUUCUAGUACCUGCAUCGUUCAGAAUACUGUCACUUCUGAAAUGAAUUUUUCAAACACAGGCAUCUCCUUGGAAACAUCUUCAUGUAGGGAUGCAAGGGCAGCACCUGUGAACCCUCCAAAUAGUUCUUCCUGGGAAUCUGGUACAUCAGAAUCAGACCUUAAAAAUAAUAUUUAUACUACAGAAAGGCCAUUGCCUUUCACAGAACUUAACUCUGGUCCUCAGGAAUAUGAUCCCUCUCUUCAAACGUUUAGUAGUAGCAAUGCCAAUGAAAAUUCAACCUCUGUUAUUAACUACAAUAAUUCAGCACCCCCUGUAAUAGUGAACCAGGGCAGAGUUUCAUCUGUAAUAAUGCACAGUAACUCUGUCAAUGCAAUAGGAAGCAGCACUAUAGCAACCCCAGAUAUUACUGCCUGCCAAGGGGCAAGCAAUGACCACAUACAUGGGUCAGAUGAUAUCAAAAGCAAUGCUAGGACAAGAAGCAAUAAGGAAAAGAAAAAAGUACCACUGUAUGACAAAGAAGAGACAUCGGAGGAAUUAAAGUAUAUGACAAAUACAGAAGUCUCUGACAGACCCACUGGUAUCUUUGAACCUUCAAGUAAGACUGAAACCUACAUUGCAAAACCUGCAUUGCCAGGAACAUCUGCCGAUAGCAAUGUGGCUCCUCUGUGUCAAAUAACAGUUAAAAUUGGGAAUGAAGCCAUUGUAAAAAGACAAAUUUUGGGGUCAAAAUUGUUUUACAAAAAAGGAAGGAGACCUAAAUAUGAAUCCAGAGAAGAUCACGCUACUCAGGUUGUAGAACGAGAAAAGAGAGAGAGAAGUACGCCUCGGGUUUGUCGACCAGACUACAUUGAACUCAAUGAAAUGUGUGAUGAUGUAAGCGACCAUGACUCCAGUGAUAAACCGUGGCGCCCAUAUUACAAUUACAAACCAAAAAAGAAACCUAAACAACUAAGGAAAAUGAGAAAGGCAAAAUGGAGAGAGAAGUACAAAAGCAGAAAUUCCUACAGAGAAAGUGAAAAGCCAUGCGUCACAAGUUAUGCACUUAGGAACAUUCCUGAAGAAAAGGUCCCUAAUCAGGAAGAUGAUGGCGGAAUGCCGAGUCUUAACUGUGAACUCUGUAAAAGAGAGAGCUCCUCUACUGAAGGAGCCAAGGAGCAUUUACACUGGGAGAGAACUACUUCUGGGUCCUAUAUUUGUGAGCUAUGCCAAAAGGGGUUCCAGAGCCCAUCUGCUCUAAGGAUGCAUAUGCGAUGUCAUACAGGAGAGAAGCCCUACACUUGCAAAACCUGUGGAAAGAGAUUUUCAGUUGCAGGAAACUUGCAGAAGCAUGAACACACCCACUCAAAUGUCAAGGAGUUUGUCUGUCAGUACUGCAACAAGGCAUUCACUCUAAAUGAAACACUCAAAAUACACGAGCGAAUCCACACAGGUGAAAAGCGCUACCACUGUCAGUUUUGCUUCCAGAGCUUCUUGUACCUUUCUACCAAAAAGAAUCAUGAGCAAAAGCAUAAACGUGAGCAUAGCGGGAAGGGAUAUGCCUGUUUUCAGUGCCCAAAAGUUUGCAAGACAGCUGCAGCCCUUGGAAUGCACCAGAAGAAACAUUUGUUCAAAAGCUCCAAGCAAGAGGAUAGAAAAGAUUAUCCAUUUCAUGAAAGCACUAAGCCAUUUGCAAGUCAACACUUCAUUGACUCAGAUGGGCAUGAAACAGCUAAACCUUUACUAAGUCAAAAUGCAAUUGAUGCAGAUGGGCGUGAGGCAACUAGCAUUCAGAAUGAUACAUCAGAUGUUGGACUUUGAGUAAGAAAAACACACAACAGGCAAAGAAAACAGAAAGAAGAGAGACCAGAAGUACAAGUACUUAAUUAAUUAAUAGACAACAACAACAGUCUAGACUUAUGGAAGUUCUAAAACUUGAGGUAUUGCAUUUAAAUAUAUUUAAUAUAAUACAUGAAAAAAAUGUGCCAGAAAAAGCUAAAAUGAGAAUUUUAUAGAAGUAGACAUUUAUGUCUCAUAGAAGAAAAAAUAUGCCUAAUUUAAACAUGUUAGUAUAUUUAAGUGAUUUCCCAUUGAGGUGGAUUAUGACUAGUUUAUUAAGAGUCUGAACCAUUCAUUCUCAUAUAUGUGAGGAUGGAUUAUAAUAAAUCACUAUGUUAUUAAGAGUGUACUGCAAGUGUGUCACAGGCUUGUUAUAUAUUAGUGCUAUCAGGUGGAUAGCUUGAUCACACAGCUGGAGAAGGCAGACAGUCUACAGGGCUGAACCCUUUUCCUUCCCUCCCACUCUCAUCCCUGACCAGGCGUGUAUACAACAGCAGUCAGUCCAAAACUUUCAUGUGAAAAUCCAUGCACAUCUCCCAUAUACAGCUCUUCCUUUCUUCCCUAAUGACCUGGCAAAAGCCCUGGAACAAAAUGUUUUCCUGCUUAGAGUUCAAUCAGAUGUCCUCCUCUAAGAUACCAUAUUCCAUUUCUGCCACCACCCAGAUUUUUGUGUCAUAAUUGUCAUUUAACAUUCCAUGGCCACUGAGUGCACUCAAUUCCUCAACUGGCUGUUUUGGUUUCCCCCUCUAAUUCUGCUUUGUUUUGUACUUCUGCAAACCUUGGAGCUCCCCUGUGAUCCAUGCUGAUACCUCCCUCUUGGCAUGGAUGGGGCCAAAUAGGCUACUAAAGGAUCAGUAUUUGCCUCAGAACUUUAGAAACAGAGGGAACAAGUCUUGGAAGAUUCUUCAGCAAUUAACAUCCAUCCUAUUAAGAAAAUACUUGGUCUUUUCCAUUAGUUAUGCACUUUCAUUUAAUUGGAUCAGGCUUGAUAGCACUGCAUAUUGGGUAAUCUGAAGGGAAGGGUAAGCUGUCUUAAGAAUAGUAGAAAUAUCUUGUUUGGGGGAGAUGGGUUGUGUUUUCUUCACAAUCACUGGUAAGGCAUCUAGGGCUACAAAUUAAUAAUAGGGUUGAUAGGGAAAUAAAUAAAAAGGAGCCGAGGUCUCAAGAGAAAUAUUCAGGAAGACAAGAAUUUUAUUAAAUAUAUUAUUUCAGGAAAAAGAACGACAGACCUUUAAGAGAACAAGCCUAUGAUGGUGGAGAGAUUCUAUGGUAGAGCCACAUCUGAAGCCCAGCCAGCUAGCUGUGACCAUGCUGGGGCUAGCAAUGUUUAUUCUCUCUUUUUAUUAUUCCAUUUUUAAUUGCUAUUUCCCCCCCCCAUUGAUGCUAAUGGAGGGAAAUUGCUAUAUCAGCACCAGGGCUGGUGUAGUUUUGGGUCCUUUUCAAGGACAUGCCAGGGAAAUGAGAGGGCUUAGGACCUCCACAGCCUCUGCAAACAUAUCCUUAUCAUCAUCAAAUUUAUUACUCAUCCUUCACCGGCAGGUUACAACAAUUUAAAAUUAAAAAGUUAAAACAGAUUGCAAUCACAGGAAUAGGAUGGGCCUUGAAAACACAUGUCUCAAGUGCCACAGGCUAGGGCAGGCAUGGCCAAACCGGGCCCUCCAGCUGUUUUGGGAUUACAACUCCCAUCAUCCCUAGCUAACAGAACCAGUGGUCAGGGAUGAUGGGAAUUGUAGUCCCAAAACAGCUGGAGGGCCAGGUUUGGCCAUGCCUGGGCUAGGGUAAAGAGGUACCCCUGACACACGCCUGAAGCAUUCUGUUUUCCCUUACACUCUUCGCCCCCCCCCCACACACACUGCUGACAGGUCAUUCACACCCUUAGCAUUUUGCCUAGGCAUAUGGGUGGCCUUUGGGAGCCUAAGUACCACCUGCUAACAGGCAACUCUGAAAGCAGAGUGGCACUUACCGGUACUCAGCUUCCAACAACCCCUCCACUGGCUUCUGGCCAGCUUUAGGAUUGUCCUGUAGGGAUACAAAAAGGGAAAUAAAUACAUUUCAGAUUCUCAGACAAUAGAAGCCCACAGGGCUAUAUGCAACUACGGGGUCCUUUACCUUUACCUUUAAGCGUUAACACUAGUGCUAAGGGGUUCCCCACAGCUAUAGGUGCCCCAUGCUGUCCCGAAAUCUCUGGAGGGUUGGAGGGAAACCCAGCACAGAUUUAGGGGUAUGUGUGGUGGAGGAAAUAGGAGAUGGUUCCACUGCACAAGGAAAACUCAUUGUGCAAUGGCACAAUCUGCUUAGUGAUACAACCUUAUAGUCUACAUUUCAUAGAACAGGAAUGUUCUAAAGAAUACCACACCUGACACUGACCUUGUAUAUUAGUAUUUAGAUUCUCAGCUCCACUAAACAUGGAGAGCUACACUUACCUGCUUGUUUUAGGAGACAAUACACAGGAAAUAACUAUUUCACACAACUGAAACCAGUAUUAAAGGAAGUUAAUUGUGCCCUGGGUUGUUCUACAGCUGCUUUGGUUUGAGACUGUUGCAAUUAGGAAAUAUAAUUUUCAUGAGGUAUUUCAAAUAAGUAAAUUAUGACAUUUUCUCAAAUGACAUGUAUGCGAAUGAUUCUAAACCAAAGCCAAUAAUGUGUAAUAUUUAUACAUAGUAAUAAUUUUAUAAUUUUCUAUAAUUGUGCAAUUAAUAUGGGAAAUAAUAGCUUCUGUUAUGUUUGAGGGCUUUGUAUAUUUUGAUAAAACACAAUAACUUUGUAAUUCUGUAUGUUCUCUACAAUUUAUAGAAAAGCAGUUUUAAGAUGGCAGCAAUGUGUUUAUAAAUAUUGGAAUUAUGUAAAAAUAAUGAGUAAAGUAUUACUGACAAACUAGAAUUAAAACAAGGUAGGAAUGAUGUUACAUAUUGUUAAGGACAGUGGUUUGCUACAUAAUGGUAUCUGUAUUUUUGUUUAAAAAACUAUUAAAAUCUGGUGUUCA